ACCUGGGGCACCUCCUGCCGUAUGCCCAAAAGUGGAACGCCGCGGACAUCACUCCGGCGACCCGCGGCAUGGGCAAGGAUCGGCUGCCGGCACCUGAUCCUGUCGGGGAUCGGUGUUCUGAGGAGCACUUCAUGCGGCUCCGGGCUGCCGUAAAAGAGCUUGACAGCGCGUGGUACGAUUCCACGAACAAUCUGACGGUCACCGCUGACACUCGGAAGGCCCUCUUCGAGGAGCUUUUAUGGGAGCACCGGGAGCUCGCUGAGGCACAUGACAAGUGCCAAGUGAUCCCGGAAGCUUCCAUCGAUGCUCUCAAGGAGCAGCUCGCCACGGCCCAACGGGAAAAGGACGAGCUCAACCGGCAGCACCAGGAUGAGCUGAACGCCCUCAAGACCAGCUACCAGGAUCUCAAGUCUCAGCUGAUUCAGCUGGGGCUCGAUCACGCCAAGGCCCUCAAAGCCGCUCGAAGUGAGCGCAGCGGCCAAGCUCUGUGA
Molecule: messenger RNA, 491 nt
Organism: Lolium perenne
Lineage: Eukaryota; Viridiplantae; Streptophyta; Magnoliopsida; Poales; Poaceae
Source: RefSeq, a predicted model, not a curated record